GGACGAUAGGUAACCAACAAGCAGUCUUUCCUGUUACUCUCAUACCAGAUCCACGAAGCUUCUUGACCAACCUCAGAGAGGUUAUUGCUUUAUUACUGGGACAAUCUAAAUACACGCCUUCUUGACCCCGACGACGCGACUUCUCUCGACCCCAGAUUACCCCUCAAUAUCAAAGCGGGACUCCCCUCCCCUUAACCCAACAUGUCCAUUCCCAACGAAGCUCUGCAGAAGCUUCUGCAAGAAAUCGAGGUUCAGGCCAUUACCUCCCAACAACAAAUCGGCGUCACGAAGGCGCAGAUCACAACUAAGCAGAGAGACAUCCGCAUGCUGGAGCUGACGUCCAAGGAGAUCAGCUCUUUGCCUAAGGAUACAAGGGUAUAUGAGGGUGUUGGUAAGAUGUUUGUGGCUGUCCCCAUGAACACGAUCGACAAGCGCCUGACAAGCGAGAGCGGAGAUUUGAAGACGGAUAUUGCUGGCUUGGAGAAGAAGCUGCACUACUUGGAAAUGACGCAUAAGAACAGCCGUGAGAACCUGGAGCAGAUCCUGAAGUCCGGUGGAAAGGCGUGAGGGGCUGUCUCAUCAGUGGGAAAGAAAUGAAAGAUGAGCACAAGGAAUAAAUAUAUCAUACCGAUAAUAGGUGCCGUUGUGCUGGGCAUACGCCCGCCUCUGGUGGUGACAGAAUGGGACGGCAAUCGCAGAGCGCUGCACGGGAGAUAUACGCUAGGAUGGGGAUCCUAGGGGGCAGCCUCGUCUGCUGCGCUGCGCUCUGAUCUCCUUUACAUCAUGGUAUUGUGAAGGCUGCCUUCGCUAUCAGUGGUCAUAUUACGCCCUGCUGAUGCGCUGAGCGCUCGGCGUUAAUUGGAUUUGCUUAGCGGUGUUUACAGGUAUUUCAGUAUGUAUCACCAGCUCGCUAAAUUAUAGCCAAUCAAGG
This is a messenger RNA of Aspergillus vadensis CBS 113365, 931 nucleotides long. Its product is annotated as putative prefoldin subunit 1. Gene Ontology annotation, cellular component: prefoldin complex; cytoplasm. Gene Ontology annotation, molecular function: protein folding chaperone. The transcript is spliced from 3 exons. The coding region runs from base 202 to 567 and encodes 121 amino acids. Gene Ontology annotation, biological process: protein folding. The record is from RefSeq and is a predicted model, not a curated record. Lineage: Eukaryota; Fungi; Ascomycota; Eurotiomycetes; Eurotiales; Aspergillaceae.